This is a messenger RNA of Zychaea mexicana, 3797 nucleotides long. RefSeq names its product chromosome segregation protein sudA. The transcript is spliced from 20 exons. Bases 80 to 3667 code for a protein of 1195 amino acids. NCBI's taxonomy places the organism in Eukaryota, Fungi, Mucoromycota, Mucoromycetes, Mucorales, Lichtheimiaceae. Gene Ontology annotation, biological process: mitotic sister chromatid cohesion. The record is from RefSeq and is a predicted model, not a curated record. Gene Ontology annotation, molecular function: double-stranded DNA binding; cohesin loader activity; ATP binding. Gene Ontology annotation, cellular component: chromosome.
AAAUUAUUUCGCGUAAGAACGAAAAAACUCAAAUUCGGCGCGUUUUUUCUUCGUCUCGCAACCUUUUUUUUACGCAGCAAUGUACAUUAAACAGAUUACGAUUCAAGGGUUCAAAUCGUACAAGGACCAAAUAACUUUUGAUCCCUUUAGUCCAAAGCAUAACGUCAUUGUUGGUCGAAAUGGAUCGGGCAAGAGUAAUUUCUUUUCAGCCAUCCGAUUUGUACUGGGCGAUGCAUAUCAAAGCCUGAGCAAAGAAGAACGACAGUCGCUACUCCAUGAAGGCACGGGCUCAGCUACCAUUUCCGCAUACGUUGAAGUUGUCUUUGACAAUUCAGACAACAGAUUUCCGACCGGAAAAGACGAAGUAGUGCUGCGACGAAGUAUCGGAUUGACAUUGGAUGAGUAUUCUUUGGAUAAAAAGAGUGUCACAAAAACCGAUGUGAUGAGUUUAUUGGAAAGUGCUGGUUUCUCACGCUCUAAUCCUUACUACAUUGUGCCUCAAGGACGGAUCACGUCAUUAACGGUAGCCCGAGAUGAAGACCGACUACAAUUACUCAAAGAAAUUGCUGGUACUCGUGUGUACGAACAAAAACGAAGCGAAAGUCACAAAAUUAUUGAAGAGACUGAUGCCAAACGAUCCAAGAUCACCGAAGUGUUAGAAUAUAUCGAAGAACGUCUAGCAGAACUAGAAAAAGAAAAAGAAGAGUUAUCCCAAUUCCAAACGUUGGAUCGACAGCGCCGAUCCCUCGAAUACACCAUUUAUAUGCGAGAACAAAUGGAAACAAACGAAAAGCUGGGUGAAAUGGAAGAAAGUCGACGUGUGGAUGUAAUCAGCAGUGAAAACAAACGUAAAGAACAAGCUGACAAUGAGGUCGCAAUCAAUACUCUCGAAGUUUCAAUUCGUGACAAGUCCCAAGAAAUGAAUCGAUUGGAGACAGAAAAAUAUGAAUUGUUGGAGGAUAAGGAGGAAUAUGUCAAGGCCAAGGCAAAGCUUGAAAUGUUGGUGAUGGAUUUAGAAAGCAGUGAACUAUCUGAACAAGAAUACAAGACUAGAUUGGAUGCUCAACUUGAAGCUGUUGCAAACGAAAUGAAACAAGUCGAACAAGCCAUUGCCGAUAUAACACCCAGAGUAGAACAGCUGAUCGGUCAGGACGGUGAACUUCGGCAUGGUCUUAAACGGUUACUUGUGAAGCAACAAAACAUCCAUGCCAAGCAAGCUCGCUUAACACGAUUCAAUAGCAAGGCAGAGCGAGAUCAAUGGUUGCAGAGUGAAAUUAAUGAAAUCCAAGGCAACUUGACCAUCCGUAAUAACCAGAUCACCAUCCUUGAGACCGAAAAGCAAGAAGCUGAAAAACAAGUCGCUGAACGGAUUGAGUAUAUCCAAAAAAUCCGUGAAAAGCUUGCCAAGCGUCAAGAUAUUCUACAAAAACUCGCAGAAGAAGAGCUCAAAUUGAAACAAGAGCGGGAUGAUGCUACAGAACAACGCAAGAAAUUGUGGCGUCAAGAGGCCAAGUUGGAUUCGGUGUUACACAACUGCACUGACGAAGCCAGAAAAGCCGAACGGAUGCUAGCUUCCUCGGUUGAUAAGGCUACGAGCAGUGGAUUGGAAGCCGUUUCGCGAAUUGCUCAAGCGCACAAUAUCCAUGGGGUUUAUGGUCCUGUCUUUGAUUUGUUUACGGUUGACGAACGAUUCAACACAGCCGUCGAAACGGCUGCUGGUUCAAGUUUGUUCCACAUUGUCGUAGAAAACGAUACGGUCGCCACCGAACUAUUGACGAUCAUAAACCAAGAAAAGGCGGGUCGAGUUACAUUUAUGCCGCUCAACCGUAUCCGCAGCAGUGCUGUGACCUAUCCUACAGCCACGGAUGCGAUUCCAUUGAUUCAACGACUAAGCUACGAUACAGAAAAAUUCCAAGCGGUAUUCGAACAUGUGUUUGGAGGAGUGAUUGUGUGCCCCAACUUGGAUGUUGCAGCAAGUUAUAGCAAGACCCACAAUCUCAAUGUUGUGACGCUUGAGGGUGACCGUGUAGAUCGUCGUGGAACACUGUUUGGUGGUUACAUGGAUAUGCGUCACUCUCGACUCGAGGCGGCGAAAGCAUACAAGAUGUGGAAAUCAAAACUAGCAGAAGAACGUGAACGUGGUGCUCAGCUGAAACAACAAAUUGGACAAUUAGACCAGGAGGUCACUCGUAUCCUGAGUGAUCUGCAGGUGGUUGAAAGCAAGAGAAAACAAUUGCAGAUCCAAGGAGACACGAGUUUCCAUGAAGCUAAAUUGCGCAAGGAGGAAGAGACGAUCAAACAAUUGGUGUUUGCUAAAGAAAAAACGCUGACCCAAAUCCGAGCCAACGCAGCAGCUCUUGACCAACAGAUUGCAACAUACCAGGCCGAAAUAUCAACUGAGCCAAGCCAAACACUUAGUGCUGAAGAACAACAGAUACUUUCAGAAAACAGCAAACAAAUCGAAUCAAUGAAGCAGCGGAUGGCUGAGGUAUCAGCUGCCAAAGUGGAAGCGGAAAACGAAAUCAACACACUCAAUGAUCGACUGGAGCAUGAUUUGAAGCGACGCCAGGAAGAAUUGCAAUCCAAGACAGAGCGGGCAACUGCGGAUAGUAGUAGCAAAGAAUUGGAGCGCAAGCGCAAGGAGAUCAAGUGGAUAAGCAAGAAGCAGGAUCGAUUUACACAAAGAAUUACAGAACUGGAAACGCUCAUUGAUAAGCAUCAGCAAGAUCUGCAGGGAUUGACGCAAUCUUUGGAACAGCUGACGACUGAGCAAGCCGAUGUAACGCGCACUAUUAGCAAGCAUGAAAAGAACCUAGAACGGUACUUAUUGCGACGGUCACUGCUCUUACAACGCAAAGAAGAUUGUAGCGUCAAUAUCCGCGACCUGGGCAUUCUGCCUGACGAUGCACAAGAAAAAUAUGCAAAGCUUAAUAUAGGCAAGUUGCUACGCAAACUGCAUCGGGCCAACGAGUCACUUCAGAAGUACGGCCAUGUCAACAAAAAGGCAUUUGAACAGUAUGGCAUAUUCACCAAGCAACGUGAUCAGCUGACAACACGAAAGACUGAAUUGGACAAAUCUGCAAGCUCUAUCCGUGGUCUGGUGGACUCCUUGGACCGUCGAAAGGAUGAAGCGAUUGAACGCACCUUUCAACAAGUUGCAGGCAACUUUGCUGAAAUUUUUGAGACCCUUGUACCUGCCGGUCGUGGUGAGCUUGUCAUUCAGCGCAAAUCUGAUCAGGACAUGGAAGUUGAUGGAGAAGAGGAUGGCACCCAGCGGAGCAUCGAACGCUACAGUGGAGUGGCAAUCAAGGUGUCAUUCAACAGCAAAUCGGAUGAAGGCACGAUUAUGCAACAGUUAUCUGGCGGACAAAAGUCACUGGUUGCGCUGGCAUUAAUUUUCGCUAUACAGAAAUGCGACCCAGCUCCGUUUUAUUUGUUUGACGAAAUCGAUGCCAAUCUCGACGUGCAGUACCGUACGGCUGUCGCCGAGAUGAUCCACGCCAACAUGUCCAGCUCGGCCCAGUUCAUAACGACCACCUUCCGUCCUGAACUGCUUGCAAAUGCAGACAAGUUCUAUGGCGUCACUUUCCAAGGAAAGGUGUCCAGGAUCCACGCGAUCUCCAAGGAGAGUGCCUUGGGUUUUGUGGAACAGGAACACGCACAUUAAUCAAGAAAGGACCACAUGAGUUUUACUCUUAUGUUGCCUUGCCUUAUCAGCACAUUCCUUUUUUUUCACGGGGGCAACACACACACAUAACAUAUCUGCACUUGGAGGAAUAAGAAGAAUAAGGGUUAAA